CAAGUCCAUCUUGUCUCCAUUGCACUGCAAAACUACGAGAAAUUAUUCCAAACAAAGUACCAAUCGAUUCAUAUCAACCAUGAAUACAUCACGAGUGCGAAAUCAAGAUCUCGCCGGAAAGGUAGCAGUUGUAACAGGAGCGUCACGCGGUAUCGGGCGAGCAGUUGCUCUGAACCUUGCAUCACGAGGAUGCUCUAUUCUUGGAACAUGCUCCAGCACAGAGAAUAUCGCCAUGAUAAAUUCCCUCAAUCAAGAAGUCGACACUAUCUUCGAGGGGAUUAUUCGGAAACAAAAGAUCACAAUCCUCGGAAUUAGUGCCAACAUACUCUCGUCCACAUGUGCUGAGACAAUUGCAAACACACUCGUCGAACACUUCUCAAGCAAGGUUGAUAUCUUUAUCAAUAACGCAGCCGAUGGACGUGAUGCUGUUCUUGGAGAACUGAUAGUUGAGGGAAUCCAGGAGAGUUUGAUAAGCAACAUUCAAACGCCUGUCUUGAUCGUGGAGGAGUUUGUAAAGAGGAAAAUGUUCCAACCCGAGGGAAGAAUCAUAUACAUCUCUUCAAUCAGGUCACGACAACCAUGGUCUCACCAAUUGAUGUACUCGGCUGGGAAGUCUGCUGGAGAGUCUCUUUGUCGGACAUGGUCACAAGCAUUUGGUGGGAAGGAGGAAGAGGUAAGUGUUUUUGACCUUUUCUAGUUACAUGUAGCUGAUUUACCCCUCCCAGUUCUCAUUCAUGGCCGGUACAACAGCAAACUCCGUGACAGUUGGAUUGACUCAAACCGAUUCAAUCAUGAAAUGCCCCCCCGAUGCUUUAGAAGACUUUAAAAAAGAAUUCUUCCCGCUUCAGUCGUCGCCUCGCUUUGGUCAACCUGAAGAUGUUGCAGAUGUAGUUGGAAUGCUAUGCAGUAGAGACGCCAGAUGGAUAACCGGCCAGGUUAUAUCAGCUUCGGGUGGUGGAGUAAAGAUUGGAUGA
Molecule: messenger RNA, 974 nt
Organism: Hymenoscyphus albidus
Lineage: Eukaryota; Fungi; Ascomycota; Leotiomycetes; Helotiales; Helotiaceae
Source: the annotation of a GenBank genome assembly